Messenger RNA from Helianthus annuus (common sunflower), 6192 nucleotides. RefSeq lists its product as uncharacterized. The transcript has 21 exons. The record is from RefSeq and is a predicted model, not a curated record. NCBI's taxonomy places the organism in Eukaryota, Viridiplantae, Streptophyta, Magnoliopsida, Asterales, Asteraceae. Bases 1 to 6192 code for a protein of 2063 amino acids. Gene Ontology annotation, biological process: telomere maintenance; DNA repair. Gene Ontology annotation, molecular function: DNA helicase activity.
AUGGCUAAUGUUAAACCGAUUUGGGAGGAUGUCGCAAACUGGUUGCUAGCUAGACGAUCAUGGAAGAAAGUAAAUAGCAUUGUGGAUCGGCUGACGAUUUCUCAAGAAAAUCUAGGGUUUCUGUUACAAAGCAUUCUCGGUAAAAUGUCAUCGGAGAAUAAAUCCGUCGGUGAAUCACACUGUUUGUCACUCAGUUUCAUAGAAGAUUUGAAUCCAUCCAAAGAUAUGUGGACUAUCAAGUGUCGAAUCAUCCGCAAAUGGAUUCAGCCCUUUCGGAUGGAUCUCGUGUUGAUCGAUGAGAAGGGUCGUAAAAUUCAAGCAGGUAUUAAGGCUCCAUUGAUACCUGUGUUUAUCUCUCAACUCCAUGAGGAUGAGGUUGUUAUUCUAUCCAGAUUUGGUGUUGGAGAAAACAAUGAUACCUACAAAGUUGUUAAUCAUGGUUACAAGAUUAACUUUUACCGUUGUACGGUUGUUACACGUGCCAGUGGUUGGGAAGGGGUUGAUUAUGGAUUUAACUUCAUGGCACAUUCAGAAAUUCUUAAAGGAGAGGGAAAGAAUCUGGUCACUGUUGAUGUUGCUGGAAUUGUUGUGUCGUGUGGAGAUAUGGAAGUCUUUCCGAAUGAAAGAAAAAGGAUGAACUUUGAUCUUCAAGAUGUGCAGGGAGAAGUAGUUCGUUGUACUUUGUGGAAUGGAUAUGCACAACAAUUUAAUGAUUUCUUGACGCAAAACAAUCCGAUUGAGAAUGUCAUGGUUGUCAUUCAGCAUGCGAAGAUUAAGCUGUGGCAGGGACAAUAUACCGUUCAGAAUGAUAAGUUUGGAACUCGACUGUUUCUCAACAAAGAAAUUCAUGAGGUUAAUGAACUUCGUAGGAGGCUUUUAGUGAAACACUUUGAAGCUGGUGCUUCUUCUUCUCAAACCAUUCUUUCAUCUCAGAGUGUAUUUCCAGUCCGUCAAGAAUUUCUAAUUGAUACUCCUAAGAAACAUGUUGAUGAAAUAAUUGAGAUUGAAAGCGUAAUGUCAUGUGUGGUAGUUGCAACGAUCAAAAUUGUUCAAGAAAACUAUGGGUGGUUUUAUCCGGCAUGUCGAAACUGUAACAAGAAGGUGUUGACUAAAACUGAAUACUUACAAUAUGCUAAAAUCAUUUCUGAUGAGGUCAUGAAUCUGUCUCCUACUUCAUUGGUUUGUCCGAAAUGCGAUAAAGAAUGUACAUCGAUAACCAUUAAGUUCAAGGUACAUUUGAGAGUCCAAGAUGAAACCGGUAGUAUCUCUUUCGUGAUGUUUGAUAAAGAUGUAACGAAGCUCAUUGGUUCAACUGCGAGUGAUAUAAGGGAACGCCAAGUGAAGGCCAAUGAUACUGAGAGUUUUCCACAUGAAAUAUCUCGGUUGGUUGAAAAAAAGUUGGCUUUUAAAAUUGAAGUUUCUGAUUACAACCUUAACCAUGACUAUCAUGUUUACACUAUCCAAAAAUUAUGUGAUGAUCCGGACAUACUUGCUGAGUUGGUUGCUGGUAAUGGUAAUGGUCUUGAGGUUGUUGAUGAGGUGUUUAGUCAAGAAGGUUCAGAAAUCAAAGUUGAGAGAUUAUCUGAGUCCUCACAGAUGGCUGGUGCUGCUAUUUCAAAGGAUGUUGUAUCUGUUACCGCCGACUCUUCUGUUGUCGAAGCCGAGAAGGAUUCGGGCACCAGUCCGAAUGGUAAACGUUCGUUGCAGGAUGUGGAAGUUAUGGAGAAUAAUAAGAAUUUUAUAGCAAGAGAUAGAAAGUGUUUUCCACAAUGCAGUACCCAAAUAUCCAAAGAGUCAAGGAGGAUAAGAAAGUCUAUUCUGAAUAAGCGUAGAAACAGUGGUGUGUCUCACUCUCUACAGACAUCUCCUAUUAUUCAUACACUUCCGGCCAAUGUUCUUAUUACUACAAACGAUAAUGGAGGACAAUUGGAAAAUGCUAAUUAUGGUGUGCAUGAGUCUAGAAAGAGGAAACAAAGAUUGAAAAUUAUUGAAGGUGAUGAAAGGAGGACAACUUCAAUGGUUACACCACCUGCAUCAUCCAAUCAUCAUAUUCAGAGCAGUCCUUUAAUGAAUAUUACAAACUUAAGUUCCCGUGGAAGUCAUAUUCCAACUCCUCCGAAUAUUGAUAUUAGAACUUCUCGACGUUUGCCAAAGUGUUCGGUAGUAGGUACUAAUGGAAAAGAAAACUCUUACCCUGGUGAAAGCUCUAACUGUGAUGAUUCCAGUUCUUCUGAUCGUUUACCAUCUUCUGUUGUAAAAAACAUUUCCGGAAUUGCAAGAGAGUACGUUGAUCAUGGAGAUGCUAUUUUUACAUGUUCUUACUGUCAUGCAAUGCUUUGGAAAGAUGAAAUGCUUAGGGGGAAUUUGGAUUCUAAGAAAUCGGCUUUUUCUCUUUGUUGUUCGAACGGAGACGUUGAAUUACCGCCCUCACCUGAUCCUCCUCCAUUUCUUGAAAAACUUUACAGAAGAAGUUCGUCUGAAAGCCGCAAUUUCAUGAAUAAUAUUCGAGCAUAUAACAUGAUGUUUUCCUUCACAUCUCUUGGUGGCAAGGUUUCUAAAAGUUUUCAAAAAAGCAGAGGUCCUUAUGUUUUUGGAUUACAAGGACAAAAUUACCAUCGCAUUGGUACUCUGCUACCAAAUGAGGGUGAAGAGCCCAAAUUUUCACAGCUUUAUAUUUAUGAUUCCCAAAACGAGGAUUUUAAUCGUCAAAAGGCUGUAAGUGUCAAGGAAGGUUCCAAAACAACUACAAAACAACUCCUUGAUCUUUCCAUCAUAUCCAGUGUUAAAAAAAAGUUAGAUUCUUGUAAUCCACUUGUGAAGUCAUUUAGAAUGGUACGAGAUUGUUUUAAAGAAAAUGAGUGGCAAGAUAUAAGACUCAAGCUCAUUGGAACAAGGGAUAAGGAUGGUAGAACUUUUAACUUGCCUACAUCUGAAGAAAUUGUUGCAUUAAUAAUUGGUGAUUUUGAUGGAGCCUUUGAUAAAAGAGAUAUCAUAGUCCAAACAAGAUCAGGCGGUCUUCAGAGAAUUAGUGAGCUUCAUCCCUCUUAUCUUGCAUUGCAAUAUCCACUUAUUUUCCCAUAUGCAGAAGAUGGAUUUAGACUUGGUAUUAAACAUCGAGAAUCUGCACGGUUAGCUUACAUAAAGACACAACAACCCAAACUUAGAAGUCAGACCUUUAAGAAUUUAAAUCAAAGUGUUCAAAGUGGAGAAAGCGAUGCGUCAAACUGUGGAAAACGAAUUUUGUUGCCUUCAUCAUUUACCGGCGGAUCGAGAUAUAUGAUGCAAAAGUACCUAGAUGCUAUGGCAAUCUGCAAAGCUGUAGGAUAUCCAGAUCUCUUCAUAACAGUCACCUGUAAUCCCAAUUGGCUUGAGAUUUAUAGAUGUUUAAAAGACAAACUGCUGAAUCCUCAAGACAGACCGGAUAUUAUCUCACGUGUAUUCAAAAUUAAAAUCAAUCACCUAAUUCAAGAUUUCAAGAAACAUAAAUUCUUUGGUGAGAUACAAGCAAUUAUUUAUACAAUCGAGUUUCAGAAACGUGGCCUACCUCAUGCUCAUAUAUGUUUGUUCUUAAGUGCCAAGAACAAGUUUCCAACUGCUAAAGAAAUUGAUUUGGCUAUUAGUGCUGAAAUACCUGACAAAGAGACGGAUUCUGAACUGUAUGAACUUGUCAAACAGUUUAUGAUGCACGGUCCGUGUGGAUCCAUCAAAUAUUUGUUCAAAUACAUUAAUAAGGGUCCAGAUAGAGUGACAACUUCUGUUUACCAAAGUACGACAACUGCUGGCAAGAACAAGGAAAAUGAGGAAAUGACCAAUAAUCAAAAUCCGUCAAACAAAACAGAAGUAGAUGAAGUUAAAGCAUAUCUUGAUUGUAGAUAUGUUUUAGCAUGUGAAGCUGCUUGGAGAAUCUUCAAGUUUGACAUACACUAUCGACUUCCAUCUAUUGAAAUAUUGCCUUUUCAUUGCGAAGAUGGUCAGGCUAUUGUUUAUGACAAUAAUUCAAACUUGUGUGACGUGGUUAGUAACCCAACUGUGAAAAUGUCUAUGUUUACAGAAUGGAUGAAAUGUAACCAAAUGGAUGCAUUCGCUAGAACAUUGAAGUAUAUAGAGUUUCUAAGACACUUUGUAUGGAUACGUAAAGAACGAAAGUGGAUUCGUAGAAAAAGACCUUUUGGUGCCGUUGGUAGGAUACAUUAUGUACCUCCAUCACUUGGUGAUUGUUAUUUCUUGAGAAUUUUAUUGAAUCACGUUAUAGGACCAAUGAGUUUCGAUGAUAUAAAAACAGUUGAUGGAAAAAUUUAUCCUACCUUUAAAGAUGCGUGCCUCGCUCGCGGUCUGUUGGAUGAUGAUAAUGAGUAUAUAAUUGCCAUGGAGGAAGCAAGCACAUGGUCCACUUCUGAUUUCUUGCGUACAUUUUUUGUAAUGCUGUUGAUGUCAAAUUCCAUUUCUAGGCCUGGUCAUUUCUGGAGACAAACAAAAUCUCUGUUGUGUGAAGAUAUAUUAUACCAGCAACGGAAGGUUACUGGUAUUUCUGAUUUGGUUCUUCCAGAGGAAGAGAUUGAAAACAUUUGCCUAUCACAUAUUGAAAAAUUGUUACUUGCUUAUGGAAGUACGUUAAGCUGCUUUUCAGACAUGCCGAAUGUUCCUGGGAACUACAUUUCAGCAUUGAACAAUCAAAUGAUAAUGAAAGAACUUUCCUAUGAUCGGAGUAGCUUAAAAAAGGAACUUGCAUCUUUCUUAAAAUCUUUAACUGAUGAACAGCACAAAGUGUAUCAAACUGUCAUGAAUGCAGUUGCUAAAGGAAAUGGAGGUGUUUUUUUUCUAUAUGGUUACGGUGGAAUUGGGAAAACAUUUCUAUGGAAAACAUUUGCAGCUGCGUUACGCUCCAAGGGUGAAAUUGUUUUGAAUGUUGCAUCCAGUGGUAUUGCAUCACUCCUAUUAGAUGGCGGUAGAACAGCUCAUUCCAGAUUUGUUAUUCCGAUAAACGUUAACGAGGAUUCUAUAUGUUCUAUAGAACCGAACAGUGAGCUAGGAGGCUUAAUAAAAGAAACUAAGAUGAUAAUUUGGGAUGAAGCGCCAAUGACACAUAAGCAUUGUUUUGAAGCUUUGGAUAGAACAAUGAGAGAUAUAGUCCGUUCCAAUAAUUCGUCCUUGCAGUCCAAGCCUUUUGGCGGAAAGAUAGUCCUUUUUGGCGGUGAUUUUAGACAAAUCCUUCCGGUCAUUCCAAAAGGUACUAGAAGCAUGAUUGUAAAUUCUUCAUUGAAUUUUUCUUAUAUAUGGCAUGAUUGUCAAUUACUCAAACUAACUCAAAACAUGAGGUUAAGAGUCGGUACAAAAGCAAGUAAUCUUCAGGAGAUCAAGGAAUUUGCUGAAUGGAUUUUACGCCUUGGUGAUGGUCUACUUGGUGAUCCAAAUGAUGGAGAGAUGGAGAUUGAAAUUCCAGAUGAUCUACUUAUAUUAGAUGAAGUCAAUCCUAUAUCUUCAUUGAUCUCAUUCACAUAUCCGGAUAUGCAAAACUUUAUGUGGGAUUCAAAUUACUUUCAACAAAGAGCCAUUCUUGCUCCCACAAAUGAUGUUGUUGAUUCAAUAAACACAGAACUGUUAAAUAGUGUCGUUGGUCAAGAGAAGAUAUAUCUAAGUGCGGAUUCUUUAUGUGAUACUGAACAACAUUCCGACCUUGACAUGGCAUUGUUUCCUCCGGAUGUGCUAAACAAAAUGCAUUUGUCAGGAUUACCUAACCAUAAAUUGGUUCUUAAGGUUGGAGCUCCGGUAAUGUUACUUAGAAACAUUGAUCAAACAAAUGGUUUGUGUAACGGUACACGGCUUCAAGUAACAAAACUUGGAAAACUUGUAAUUGAAGCAAAGAUUAUUACCGGAACUAAUAUAGGUCACCAUACUUUGAUUUCAAGAUUGAAAAUGACACCAAGUGAUAAAAGAUUACCAGUGAAAAUUGCUCGAAGACAGUUCCCACUAUCCCUGUGCUUUGCAAUGACCAUCAACAAAAGCCAGGGACAAUCACUUGAACGUGUAGGACUAUAUCUUCCACAUCCGGUUUUUAGUCACGGGCAACUAUACGUAGCUGUAUCUCGAGUAAAGAGCAGGAGUGGUUUGAAGAUUUUGAUAUGUGACAGCGAAAAACAAGUAUCUAAAACCACAACUAAUGUGGUCUACAAAGAAGUUCUACAAAAUCUGUAG